GUAGAAGUCACAAGUAGGAUGGCUAGUAACCUAACAGAUUCUGACUAUAGCCUACUCGACGUGAUGGAAUACAUUUUAACACACAUCUAUAAUAUUUUUUCCCCUUCUGACUCAUACAGGGGAUAGCCAACUAAUUCGGGACUUCACUCCUCCUCUCUCCUCUAACUAAGGGAGCGUUUCCUAUUUUACAAUGUUCGUUGUUGAAGAGGCAGAGGAACAUGCUGUGAUUCACAAGGGAGUUAUAAUACGGACUUAAAAACGCUGUAAUAAUGUUGCGCGUCGUAGUGGAAACUGCCAAAGGCAUCCCCAAAAAGAAACUCAGAAUCCCAGAUCCCAUAGCAGCGAUAGUGUUCAGAGGUGAAAAGAAGAAAACUAAAGCAAUUGAUAGUGAACUCAAUCCUGUGUGGAAUGAAGUGCUUGAGUUUGACCUAAAGGGCUCCCCAUUGGAUGCGUCCUCCUUUAUAGACGUGAUUGUGAAAGACUAUGAGACUAUCGGCAAAGAUAAAUUUAUUGGCUCAGCUAAGAUCUCUCUACAAGACCUGGCUCAUGGUCACACCAAGUCCUUCCCAGCAAAGAACCUGUCCCUGGUCAAUGAGAAGAAACAGGAUACUGGGGCGACCAUUAAUUUGAUGAUAGUGUAUGAGCCGCCAGCUAACACCACUCCUAACCUUAACAAUCAAACUGAUGAAGACCAGUCGUAUGGGGACACAGGUCAGUUUAACAUAACAAAUAUGUGGCACAUCAUCUCUUUGUGUGGGGGGGAGGAAGGGGAGGAUGGGGAGGAGGUAUCCCUCGCGGGUCAGGUGGGGACCCCUGGAGCUCCACCCACACCUGGCCAGCCUGGUAACCCCAACCAGAGGCCUGUCCGGACCAGCCGCAAGAGACACCGGGCCCUAGCCAACAAGCCCCAGGACUUCCAGAUUCGUGUUCGAGUUAUCGAGGGCCGACAGUUGCCAGGCAACAACAUCAAACCGGUCGUCAAAGUGAAUGUGUGCGGACAAACCCACAGAACCAGGAUCAGACGAGGCAACAACCCCUUCUUUGAUGAGAUUUUCUUCUUCAAUGUCAACAUGCUGCCUUCAGAGCUUUUAGAUGACUAUAUCAGUAUUCGGGUCUAUGAUUCCUACUCCCUCAGAGCAGACAGUCUAAUGGGGGAGUUCAAGUUGGAUGUUGGGUACAUCUACGACGAACCUGCCCAUGCCAUAAUGAGGAAGUGGCUUCUCCUGAGUGACCCUGAUGACUCUAGCUCGGGGGCCAAAGGUUACCUGAAGGUCAGCCUGGUGAUCGUGGGGACAGGAGACGAGCCACCGACUGAGAAGAGAGAGCGGAACGAGGAGCUAGAUGACAUAGAGAGUAAUCUGUUGGUGCCGGCUGGGGUAACACUCAGAUUGGUCACUCUCAACCUGAAGGUGUACCGUGCAGAGGACAUGCCUCAGAUGGAUGAUGCGUUUGUGCAGACUGUGAAACAAGUAUUUGGAGGGGAAGGCGAUAAGAAAAACUUAGUUGAUCCAUUUCUGGAGGUCAGCUUCGCUGGCAAGAAGCUGUGCACCAAAAUUGUCGAGAAAAAUGCCAAUCCUGAGUGGAACCAGCUGAUCAACCUUCAGGUCAAGUUCCCAUCCAUGUGUGAAAGCAUCAAGUUGACUGUAUUUGACUGGGAUCGUCUGACCAGGAAUGAUGUGAUAGGAACCACAUUUCUAAAUCUGACCAAAAUAGCCUCAUCUGGUGGUGAGAUUGAAGAUACACCUGCAGAAAAUUGCACCACUCUGUCAUCUGAAGUGAGCAGUGGGCAGGCAGAGGUGGGUUUCCUCCCAGCGUUUGGGCCUUGUUACCUAAACCUGUACGGCAGUCCCAGGGAGUUCACUGGCCUCCCAGACCCAUACGAGGAGCUCAACUUUGGCAAGGGUGAAGGGGUGGCAUACAGGGGCAGAGUCCUCAUUGAGCUCUCCACUCAGCUGGAGGGCAAAGCUGACAGGAAGCUGGACAACAUCUCCAGUGAUGACAUCCUGGUGGCCCAGAAGUACCAGCGGAGGAGGAAGUUCUCGCUGUGUGCCGUGUUCCACAGCUCCUGCAUGCUCCAGGAGCCCGGUGAGCCAAUCCAGUUCGAGGUCAGCAUCGGUAACUAUGGCAACAAGCUGGACUCCACCUGCAUGCCGCUGGCUUCCACAACCCAGUACAGCUGUGCUGUGUUUGACGGUAACCACUACUAUUACCUGCCCUGGGCUGACACCAAACCUGUUGUCAUCCUCACAUCGUUCUGGGAAGACAUCAGCCACAGAUUAGAUUCAGUCAACAUCAUCCUCUGCAUCGCAGAUAGACUGGAAUCCAACCUCACGUCUUUGAGAACAGCCAUCCUUGCCAAAGCCUCAGAGGCGCACUUGGCUGAGAUCUGGCUCAAACUCAUAAACCACAUGAUUGAGGACCUGAGCAGCUUUCAGGUACCAGAGCUUGAGGGCAGGCCCAACCUGACGGCGCUGGAUGUCCAGAUUAAGAAGCUGCGUGACUCGGCGGUGGCCAGCAUCAGAGAGAUGGCCAAACGCAUGAAGGAGGAGGCCACCGAUGUUAUUGCCACUCUGACAGACAUCGAGGACUGGCUGGAGAGACUGAAACAGCUUGCAGAGGAGCCCCAGAACAGUAUGCCUGACGUGGUGAUCUGGAUGCUGCGUGGAGAGAGGAGGGUGGCGUAUGCCCGCCUCCCAGCCCAUCAGAUCCUCUACUCCACCUACAGUGAGCAGGCCUGUGGGAAAUACUGUGGCAGGACACAGACCAUCUUCAUGCAGUACCCCAUGGACAAAAACAAAGGCGUGAAGAUCCCUGUCCAGCUCCGUGUCAACAUGUGGCUGGGGCUCUCUGCCCACGAGAAGAAGUUCAACAGCUUCUCAGAGGGAACCUUCAGCGUGUUCGCAGAAAUGUAUGAGAACCAGGCCCAGGUUUUUGGGAAGUGGGGCACCACAGGGUUGGUGUGCCGGCAUAAGUUCUCUGACGUGACAGGGAAGGUGAAGCUGAAACAGGAGCGCUUCAUGCCCCCCAGGGCGUGGGAGUGGGAAGGCGAGUGGUUCGUCGACCCCGAGAAAUGCCUGCUAACAGAGGCAGACGCGGGGCACACAGAGUUCACAGACGAGGUCUUCCAGAGCGAGACACGUUUCAUUGGUGGGGAGUGGAAGCCUGCUGCCGAGCCCUUCACAGAUGUGAAUGGGCAGAAGAGCCAGAGUCCAGGGGAGAUAGAGUGUCCUGCUGGCUGGAAGUGGGAGGAUGACUGGAGCUUCGACAGCAACAGGGCUGUGGAUGAGAAAGGUUGGGAGUAUGGCAUCACCAUUCCCCCCGAUGACAAGCCCAAGUCCUGGGGAGCAGCAGAGAAGAUGUACCACAUCCACCGCAGGAAGAGACUCUUACGACCACGCAGGAAAAUAGCAGACACUAAAGCAGCACCUGAGAGGCGGGAUCCCGGUGAAGGCUGGGAAUACUCGUCCUUGAUUGGCUGGAAGUUCCACAGGAAGGAGCGUUCGUCUGACACAUUCCGCCGUCGCCGCUGGAGACGGAAGAUGGCUCUGUCAGAUGGUAUGGGAGCGUCAGCCAUCUUCAGACUGGAGGGGGCGCUGGGGGUAGAUGUUGAUGAGAAGGCCAGUAAGAAGGACGCAGCCAGACUGUUUGGUGCCAACACACCCACCGUUUCCUGUCAUUUUGACAGGUCGUAUACGUACCAUCUGAGGGUGUAUGUCUACCAGGCCAGGAAUCUCAUCGCCAUGGACAGGGACAGCUUCUCAGAUCCCUACGCCCAUGUGUCCUUCCUCCAUGUCAGUAAGACCACGGAGGUCAUCAGAGCCACUCUGAACCCAAUUUGGGACCAGACCCUCAUCUUUAAUGACAUCGAGAUCUAUGGAGACCCCCAGACCAUUGCACUCAACCCCCCCAACGUGGUGCUAGAGCUCUACGACAGUGACCAGGUGGGUAAGGACGAGGCCAUGGGUCGCUGUACGUGCACCCCUGUGGUGAAGCUGGACCCCAGCACGGCGGUCUCCCCCAAACUGCUGUGGUUCCCCGUCACCAAGAAAGGCCGCAACGCUGGAGAGAUGCUGGUGGCUGCCGAGCUAUUGCUGAAAGACAAGGCCAAUGAGAGUGACUUGCCCCUGGUGCCCCCAAGACGAGGAACUACGCUCUACAUGGUUCCCCAGGGAAUCAGGCCUGUCGUACAGCUUACCGCCAUUGAGAUCUUAGCCUGGGGUCUGAGGAACAUGAAGACCUACCAGUUGGCCACGAUCACCUCUCCCAGUCUCAUAGUGGAGUGUGGGGGGGAGGUCGUCCAGACGGCUGUCAUCAAGAACAUCAAGAAGAACCCCAAUUUCCCCGGAUCUGUCCUCUUCUUUAAAGUGCUCCUACCCAAAGAGGAGAUGUACACCCCUCCCAUCGUUCUGAAGGUGAUCGACCACCGGCCCUUCGGCAGGAAGCCCAUUGUGGGCCAGUGUACCAUUUACUCCCUGGAGGAGUUCCGCUGUGACCCCUACGUCACCAAUGCUGAGGUGGCCAUGUCUGCCAAAGUGGCCAUGAUGGCAGCAACUCAAGGAGACAUCAUCAUUAACAUGGAGGAUAGGCCCAUCCUUAAUACUGAGCUCCACAAAGAGAAGGAGGAGGAGGCAGUUGACUGGUGGAGUAAGUUCUAUGCCUCUAUGGGAGAGCACGAGAAGUGUGGGCCGUACCUCAAAAAAGGAUACGACACCCUAAAGGUGUAUGAAGGUGAGCUGGAGGAGGUCCCAGAGUUCCGAGGGCUGACGGAUUUCUGUAAAACGUUCCGACUGCAGCGGGGGAAGACUGAGGAUGAGGAGGAUGACCCCUCAGUGGUCGGAGAGUUCAAGGGCUCGUUCCGGGUGUACCCCCUAUCUGAUGACCCAGAGGUGCCAGCCCCGCCGCGCCAGUUCAGAGAGCUGCCUGAGAGCGGGUUGCAGGAGUGCCUGGUCAGGAUCUACGUGGUGCGAUGCAUGGACCUGCAGCCUAAAGACAACAAUGGCAUGUGUGACCCUUACAUCAAGAUCUCUUUGGGGAAGAAAACAAAAGAUGACAGAGAUGACUACAAACCAAACACCCUUAAUCCAGAGUUUGGCAGGAUGUUUGAGCUGUCCUGUUUCCUCCCUCAAGACAAAGACCUGAAGAUAGCCGUGUACGACUAUGACUUGCUCAGCCGAGAUGAGAAAGUGGGAGAGACGGUCAUUGACCUGGAGAACAGACUCCUCUCUCGCUUCGGCUCCUACUGCGGCCUGCCACAGUCCUACUGCAUCUCAGGGACCAACCAGUGGAGGGAUCAGCUGAAGCCCUCCCAGAUCCUGGAGAACCUGGCCAGACUGAGAGGGAUCCCUCCACCCCACAACACCGCUGACGGCAGCACGCUCUCCUUCGGGGGGAGAGACUACAGUCUGCUGGACUUUGAGGACAACAGAGUCAUCCACCAGCACCUGGGUCCAGCCAGGGAGAGGAUGGCCCUGCAUGUCCUCAGGAAACAGGGUCUGGUACCAGAGCAUGUGGAGACCAGGACUCUCUACAGUUCUUACCAACCUACACUUUCCCAGGGAAGGAUUCAGAUGUGGGUGGACAUCUUCCCGAAGAGCCUGGGUUUACCGGGACCUCCCUGCCACAUUACUCCACGCCAAGCCAAGAAGUACUUCCUGCGGGCUAUCGUCUGGAACACCACUGAUGUCAUACUGGAUGAGACCAGCAUCACCGGAGAGGAGAUGAGUGACAUUUAUGUCAAAGGAUGGAUGCCUGGUAUGGAGGAGGACAAGCAGAAGACAGACGUCCACUACAGAUCCCUGGAUGGUGACGGCAGCUUCAACUGGCGAUUUGUCUUUGGCUUUGACUACCUGCCCGCAGAGCAACUGUGCCUCAUUUCCAGGAAAGAGCAUUUUUGGAAUCUGGACCAAACAGAGUUUCGGACGCCCCCAAAGUUGAUCGUCCAGAUUUGGGACAAUGACAAAUUCUCACUGGAUGACUACCUGGGCACAGUUGAGUUGGACCUGCUCCAUCUGAUCCCCCCUACCAAGACCCCUGAGAAAUGCAGUCUGAAAAUGUUGCCAGGGGUUACAGGCUCCACCCCUUCCAAACAACCACAGCCCAACUCUCUGUUCUCCCAGAAGUCUGUGCGGGGCUGGUGGCCUUGUAUGAUAGAGCAGGACGGGAAGCACAUCCUGGGUGGGAAGGUGGAGAUGACCCUGGAAAUAGUGGAAGAGAGGGAGGUAGAAGAGAGGCCUGCUGGGAAGGGCCGGGACGAACCCAACAUGAACCCCAAACUAGACUUUCCUAAUCGCCCCGACACUUCCUUCUUCUGGUUCACCAGUCCAUGCAAGACCAUGAAGUUCAUCAUAUGGCGCAGAUUCAAAUGGAUCUUCAUUGGUUUGAUAGUCCUCCUGCUUGUGCUCUUGUUCCUUGGGAUCCUGCUGUUCUCCCUACCAAACUACAUCUCAAUGAAAAUUGUGAAGCCUUUCUCUUAGGAGUUACUCUACGGAGCAGCUGAGUACUAUGCCUGUCUUCGUCCAAGGGAUAAGGCGACAGAAGUCUUGACACUCAGGCCCUCACAAACUCUAUGCAAUGUAUUCCUAUCAGCUUGUCUUCAGAGUGGCAUGCAUUAUUUAUAUUUUUACACUUUAUCAAGGCUGCAUUGUACGUUUUUAUAAUGCUGCUUAAUGUUUUCUUUGCACUCACUUGCAUUAAAUACUGUAGCUACACAGCCCUUUUAAUUGUACAGUACUUGUACUGUCCUUACCUGUCUGUCUUUCCCUGCAAUACCAAAAGGGAAAGAGGAUAGCUAGUUAGUUGCACAACUGAAGGCAUUCAACCGAAAUGUGUCUUCCACAUUUAAUCAAAUGCUAUUUUGUAUGCAUGCUUUACUAAACCUAAUAUAGAGAUUUUGUCAUCACUGAGAGAACGAACUACUAACAACAAACACUGUUGUUGUGGCUUCAAACAAUGUCCCAACAUUCUAAUAGGCCACUUCCUUUGACACCUUACAGAGAGGGUCCCAACGCAUUUCCAAGAAAGGGCACAAGAUAAUUUCUUGGUUGCAACAAAAAUCACAUUUAAUUUACUCACAGAAUGUCCAGGUAUGUCACACAAAAUAAAGCAAGCAUGGUUUCCACGUAAGCAUAGACAGUUUUACUAUAAAUAUAAAUUGGGAUCUAACUCAAAAAGGUACACAAAAUUAGGUAAAAUAGAUGAUUGUCUUGAAAUCAAAAGGUAUACCCAAAGGUAUUAAUCCACAAAUGAAACCGUAUUAAUCACGCUAGUUUUUUCUAAUUAGGUUCCACCAUAGAGGUAUAAAGAAGGCUCAUCAUUGUAUCUGUGCUAUAAUGGCUUCUGAGACUGGAUGGGCAGUGCAAUUGAGGGCUAUCUCCAUUUUAAAGUAACUGUCCAGUGAUAAUCUCACUUUUAAAAUGUAAUAUUAUGUUAACUCAUACCCAAAUAAUGUUGUUGGCUCAUCCUAUACUCAUUUGUGGCCAAAACAUAAAUUGGAGAAAAAACACUUCAGAAUCCCCACCUCAAACUUGUAUCUCAAACAGAAAAAAAUGCUUGCUAU
This is a messenger RNA of Coregonus clupeaformis (lake whitefish), 7555 nucleotides long. Its product is annotated as myoferlin. Gene Ontology annotation, biological process: plasma membrane organization; membrane fusion. Lineage: Eukaryota; Metazoa; Chordata; Actinopteri; Salmoniformes; Salmonidae. The record is from RefSeq and is a predicted model, not a curated record. The transcript is spliced from 54 exons. Gene Ontology annotation, cellular component: membrane. Bases 270 to 6473 code for a protein of 2067 amino acids.